GUUGUGUUCUAUUUGUGUUAAUUAAAACAUCUUUUUCACUCCUCACACGUUCUUUUUUCUAUUCUGGUCUCGGGCUUGGUGGCCUUCUGAAGGAGGUGCUGUUAAUUUCAUCAGUUGGUUUCUUUUUGAGUGUGUUUUUGACCAAGUUAAACAGCGAAAUGAAAGCUCCUGUCAGAGCCACACGCAAGUUUCCUUCACAAAGAAAGAGGAGGAUCCGAGCUCACUCCACUCUCAUCUACAGAGCUCAUAAAGAGGUCUGUCCAGCUGAGAUGAGGAGUCCGGACUUCAUUGACCGUCGGCUGAGUUUUCCCAAACCAGUCCUACUCAGACUGGUGAGCUUGGAGGCUUCCCGGCUGUCACGAACCAACAGACUAAAAGUGAUCACGCUGCAGGAGAUCAAUGCUGCUGUCACACUAGUACGACGGAGGAUUCAUACGAGAACUGCAGCAUGAAGAGUUGGACCUGAGCUGUACAUAAAUGUUGUUUUUAUCAUUAAAGACUUUAUUCUAAAUUAAAUCUUUGCCUAUAUGCAAGUUUUGUAUAAUGAUGCCAAGUAGUAAGUAAAAACAUUAAGUCCUCACCUCUAUAGCAGUAAGUGAGCUGAUUGUUUAUGGAACAUAUUAAUGACAAACCGUCUUCAACAAAGCUGAACAAUUGAAAUGUUGAGAUGUAAGAGGGUGUAGUGACAGGCUUUGUCAGGUUUUGAAUGCUAAUUCCUGGUAUGGCUGGGUUUUUGUCUCAUCGCAGUUCUCAAAUUUGGUUCACUUGAAAUGGUGGAUUCCUCUUUACAUAUUUCUGGCUAACAUGCUUUAGUAGGACCAACCUUAUCUGGCUGCUUUCUGCAGUCUUUCAAAUUUUAAAAAGGUGACUCUUAAAUCCAGCAAGGUCGUCUCUGCAUUCAAAACAGAAAAUGAAAGCAUGUUAUAACUUGAGUCCUACUGCUUGCCUUUAAUGUAAAUUUAAAUGUCACUGGAGCUGUCUUCGCUAAGUUUUAUAUUAACCAACUUUUCCACACAUGUGGAUGUUGACUUUGGAUUUGAUUGUAUGUUUUAAACGAGACAAUGGGUCCAGAAUAACCUUGAAGUCACACAACAGAAAACAAGUGCUGUAUUAAAGAACUUGUUAUGGGCCUGAAAAUUUCGAUGCAAGCAACGGGUUUUUUUGUACAACACAUGGAUUGUGUGUCCCAAUCAUGAUUUCUGGAUCGCGCAGAUACCAACUGCAGGUCUCAUGGCAUAGCUUAGGAAAAACUGUCUGAUGUUACCCUGGAACAUCCUUCUGGGUCGUCAUGGGAUGUGGCACCUCUGUUGCUACUGAGACACAAAGGAAAGGAGUAGAGACAGAUGACACAGUUAAGACUCCCACCCCGGCUCUGACUAUGAAGGCGGCUGUUUUGAUCCAGCGAUGGUACCGGCGCUACAUGGCCCGUUUGGAGAUGAGACGCAGGUAUACCUGGAACAUCUUUCAGUCCAUCGAAUAUGCCGGGGAACAGGACCAGCUACAGCUCUCCAGUUUCUUUAGUUUCAUGCUCGACAACUUCACUCAGCUGAAUGGAAAUGGGCCAGAUUUGAUCUCCCAGCUGCUAGACCCGGUGGUCGAACCCUGGUUAGAAAGAGAGACCUGCUACAACUUGAUCUCUGUCCCAGAAUCAUACACAGGGCCCCGACUAUCAUUUCCUCUCUCCGUCUCUGAUACAAAUGCCCUCCUCAGUGCAUUUAAGGAGCAGCAGACACUACAUGCCAGAUAUGUUCUGCAGCUGCUGUACGAGACCAAAAAGCUCCUCAAACAGAUGCCCAACAUCAUCCACCUGUCAACAUCCUACACCAAAGAGAUCACUAUAUGUGGUGAUCUGCAUGGGCGGCUUGAUGACUUACUUCUCAUAUUUUAUAAGAAUGGCCUUCCCUCUGCGGAGACGCCGUAUGUGUUUAAUGGGGACUUUGUGGACCGUGGGAAAAAGUCGAUCGAAGUGGUCAUGCUCCUGUUCGCCUACCUUCUGCUUUACCCCGACUACAUGCACCUGAACCGAGGAAACCAUGAAGACCACAUAAUGAACCUCAGAUAUGGGUUCACAAAAGAAGUCAUGCAGAAAUAUAAGAUUCAUGGCCACGAGAUCCUCCAGCUGUUUCAGGAGGUUUUCAGCCUUCUGCCCAUUGCGACAGUCAUUGACGGAAAAAUCCUGAUAGUUCACGGAGGAAUAUCAGACGAGACGGACUUGGACUUCCUCAGCUCCAUAGAGAGGCACAAGGUGAAAUCUGCCCUGAGGUUUCCCAGACACAGUUUGGAGCAGCUGGACAUCGGUCAGUCCUGUAGACAGAUGAAAAGAAUGAGAUCGACAGACGGCUCUCGUCCCAGCAGUAGUCGCAGCCACUACAAGAACCAAAGAACCCCGAACCAGAGAAAGAGGCGAUGCAGGCUCAGCCGACAAGACAGCGCUGCCUCCACUUCAUCCUCCUCCUCCUCCUCCUCAUCCUCCUCGUCUUCGCUUUGCUCUCCUCGAACUCCGUCCAGCCUCACGCCGCAUCCUUGCCUGUCUUCUCCCAGCAUGCCUUACACUAUCAAUGUUCUCCAAGUGCCUUUCCUGGACUCUCUGUCCUCUGUUUCCCCUCCUACACCUCCACAACAUGAACGGGAAUGGAAACAGAUAGUGGAUAUAUUGUGGAGUGACCCUAAAACCCAAGAAGGCUGCAGUCCCAACACAUUCAGAGGAGGAGGGUGCUACUUUGGCCCUGACGUCAGCCAGAGACUGCUGCUCCAACACGGACUCCAGUUGCUCAUCAGAUCCCAUGAGUGCAAGCAGGAGGGAUAUGAGCUCUGUCAUGGUGGACGGGUAAUCACCAUUUUCUCAGCGUCAAAUUAUUAUGAAGUGGGAAGCAACCGUGGUGCGUACAUCAAAGUGGGCAGAGAACUGGUUCCCCGCUUCUACCAGUACCAAGUCAGCCGCACAACACGCAAACUCACCCUAACACAAAGAGUACGAGCAGCUGAAGGCUCUGCUCUCAGGGCCCUGAAGGAGAAGCUGUUCACUCAUCGCUCUGAACUGAUGUUGGGCUUCCAGCAGUUUGACUAUAAUAACAACGGUAGGGUGUCAGUCAGUGAAUGGGCUCAGGUAUUAGAGUCUGUCCUGAGACUGGACGUGCCCUGGAGGACACUGCGUCCACACUUAGCCCAUCUGGCACCAGAUGGCAGAGUGGAGUAUCAGUCCUGUUUUGAGGAUAUGGGACCGGGGAUUUCUUUGCCUCAGGUCACUCCAAACUUGGCUGAAACUCUGUUCAGAUACAGGACAGACAUUGAGAUAAUAUUCAACAUCAUAGACAAAGACCAUUCAGGUCUGAUCUCUGUUGAGGAGUUUCGUCACACCUGGCGUCUCUUCAGUGCCCACCUCGGGGUUGAUAUCAAUGACAAAGCCAUCGAUGAUCUGGCCCGAAGUAUUGACUUCAACAAGGAUGGCAGUAUAGACUUCACUGAGUUCCUAGAGGCCUUCAGAGUGGUACACAAACUGGACAACAAGGAUCAGCAACUCAAUGGAAAGGUGGAUGGAGACGGUGGAUGGAGAAGUAUUCAUGAAGGGAAGAAUCUGAAUGCUAACUUGCGGGAAGUCCUGCAUGUCUCAGCAGAGAAACUCGUGGAAAGAAAGUAGGAAAGCAGGGAUAUGAUAUCAUUUAGUAUUUCUUAAGUUAGGUUCUUAGCGGAAAAAUCCACCUUUAAAUACCUGAACACUUAAAAGUAGCAGUGUUUUGGUGACCUUACAAUUAUUGUCUGUGAGAUACCUCGUCUACCACAGAUACAGCAGGAGCACCAGUGAUGCAGCACUUUUAGCUAUGUACACAUCAGUACUGUAGUAUUACAUGUAUUGAUGACUGAAGGCUUCAAUAUUAGAAGAAAUAGGAACACACUGACAUUAAUGUAUGCUGGU
This is a messenger RNA of Micropterus dolomieu (smallmouth bass), 3913 nucleotides long. It is a transcript of the gene ppef1, whose product is annotated as protein phosphatase, EF-hand calcium binding domain 1. Gene Ontology annotation, cellular component: nucleus; cytosol. The coding region runs from base 1289 to 3637 and encodes 782 amino acids. The record is from RefSeq and is a predicted model, not a curated record. Gene Ontology annotation, molecular function: protein binding; protein serine/threonine phosphatase activity; manganese ion binding. Gene Ontology annotation, biological process: detection of stimulus involved in sensory perception. The transcript is spliced from 21 exons. NCBI's taxonomy places the organism in Eukaryota, Metazoa, Chordata, Actinopteri, Centrarchiformes, Centrarchidae.